Messenger RNA from Lates calcarifer (barramundi perch), 8409 nucleotides. It is a transcript of the gene dgkh, whose product is annotated as diacylglycerol kinase, eta. Lineage: Eukaryota; Metazoa; Chordata; Actinopteri; Centropomidae. Gene Ontology annotation, molecular function: ATP-dependent diacylglycerol kinase activity; protein binding. The transcript has 30 exons. Gene Ontology annotation, biological process: intracellular signal transduction; diacylglycerol metabolic process; lipid phosphorylation. The record is from RefSeq and is a predicted model, not a curated record. The coding region runs from base 820 to 4752 and encodes 1310 amino acids.
UUUUUUACGUUAUAGGAGGCCAUCCUUGUCCAUUUCCUUAAAUCCAAGUCCUAUUUCGUCUUGCCCGCUGCAUGGAAAUGAAUGUGAACUCUGUCAUGUUAAAUAGAUUUAGUCGUUCAGUUACAUCCAGACCAGGAUUUACUAAUUAAGAUUGGGAUGAGACCUUGUUUAAGAAACUUUUUAUUUUAUAUUCUUUUUGUUCAAAUCCAACGACUUGACCACUUCAGACUCAGUGCUGUAUAUUCCUGCAUGCACAUAUUUCCUAUGUUACAUCUUAACCGAAUGGAUAAAUAGAUUAUGACAAGACUGAUUUAACCUUUUUGUGGAUUACAGCAUCACUGAGCCAAAUAUUUGAUUUCAGGUUGUGUUUCAGGUUGAUCACCUCCCUGAGCGCAGCUUUUUAUUGAUACAUUGUGAUACUAUUUAUGUUUGGUGGUUACCGCCUACUUAGAGCACAGUUUUUAGCUCAGCUGCAGGUUAGAGGGUAAAAAAGAUUAAAUUAAGUAAAAGUGGUUUGGUUUUGGUUAUUUUACUUCUGUGACGAUAUGCAGUGCUUGUGUAAAACAGCCGCUAGGGUUUGCCAUGCCACGGAUAUGUCGUCCACCGGUUUACGGAGUGGAUGAGGCGGUCUCUAGCCUCAGUCGGGACUGGCCGUGUAGGCUGGAGCCAUAACCAUCAGCCAGCCAAGCGGGGACUGGGGGGGCUAUACGCUGUGGAGCCCAUCCCCACUGUGCCGCGACAUGCUACAUCCUCUAUGCGUUUACCAGCCCACACACACUCCAGAAAACACAGCCGCCCUCAUCACAGAGACAGUGAGAGAUGACAGCGAGGAGAGACGCUUCUCAGCCGCUGAGCAGCUCUCGCCUCCAGGAGAGGAAGGGAGCGGCGCACCGGGCGAAGGCUAACCCCGACUGGUUUUAUCCCUCCCCUCGACAGGAGCCGGAGAAAGGGCCGGCGUCCGCGGCGGGAAUCCAUGCCCAUGUGGUGGGCGCUGUCGCCAGCUCCGGAGCUGCGGACGAGUCCUCUGACAGCGAGGCAGAGCAGGAGGGCCCCCAGAAACUCAUCCGGAAAGUGUCCACCUCAGGACAGAUCAGGAGCAAGACGAGCAUAAAGGAGGGAUUGUUGUUGAAACAGACCAGCUCGUUCCAGAGGUGGAAAAAGCGCUACUUCAAACUGAGAGGCCGAACUCUCUACUACGCCAAAGAUGCCAAGUCGGGCAGUGCUUUGGCACGCUGGCAGGAGCGGGCGCUGCGCAGAGUGUCCAGGAGUCGCGUGUGUUGGCGAGUUCUGUCCGUGUGCUGGACGGGUGCACGACGCUCCCCCCCACCUCUGGGUGCCAGCGGAUCUGAGGAAGGCCUAGUGAGAAUCCGGUCCCUUAUCUUUGACGAGGUGGACCUAUCGGAUGCCAGUGUUGCAGAGUCCAGCACAAAGAAUGUCAACAACAGCUUCACAGUGAUCACUCCAUUCCGUAGGCUCAUCCUCUGUGCUGAGAACAGGAAAGAGAUGGAGGACUGGAUCAGUUCGCUGAAGUCCGUCCAGUCCAGAGAGCAUUACGAGACGGCACAGUUUAAUGUGGAACAUUUCUCAGGGAUGCACAACUGGUACGCCUGCUCCCAUGCACGGCCCACCUUUUGCAACGUCUGUAAAGAUAGCUUGUCGGGUGUCACGUCUCAUGGCCUCUCUUGUGAAGUGUGCAAAUUCAAAGCCCACAAACGCUGUGCUGUCAGAGCCACUAACAACUGUAAAUGGACGACCCUGGCUUCCAUAGGGAAGGAUAUCAUUGAAGAUGAGGAUGGGAUCGCUAUGCCUCACCAGUGGUUGGAAGGCAACCUGCCCGUCAGUGCCAAGUGUGCUGUGUGUGAUAAGACAUGUGGCAGCGUACUGAGACUGCAGGACUGGCGCUGCCUCUGGUGCAAAGCUAUGGUGCACACAGCCUGUAUGGACCUGUACCCUCGCAAGUGUCCUCUAGGUCAGUGCAAAGUCUCCAUCAUUCCCCCUACGGCACUCAACAGCAUUGACUCAGACGGCUUCUGGAAAGCCACCUGUCCUCCAUCAUGUGCCAGUCCCCUCUUGGUUUUUGUUAACUCCAAAAGUGGCGACAACCAGGGAGUGAAAUUCCUGCGACGUUUCAAGCAGCUCCUCAACCCGGCUCAAGUCUUUGACCUGGUCAAUGGUGGGCCGCACCUUGGUCUGCGCCUGUUUCAAAAGUUCGACAACUUCCGGAUCCUGGUGUGCGGAGGCGAUGGCAGUGUGGGCUGGGUCCUCUCAGAGAUUGACAAACUCAAUCUACACAAACAGUGCCAGCUGGGGGUGUUGCCGUUGGGCACUGGCAAUGAUCUGGCGCGGGUGCUGGGCUGGGGCCCAUCAUGUGAUGAUGACACCCAGCUGCCCCAGAUCCUGGAGAAGUUAGAGAGGGCCAGCACCAAGAUGCUGGACCGCUGGAGCAUCAUGACCUACGAGAUUAAGAUCCCACCUAAACACAGCUGCCCCACCACGCCUGAGGGAGCUGACGACUGCCAGUUUCACAUUUCUGCCUAUGAAGACUCAGUCGCUGCCCACCUCACAAAGAUCCUCAACUCUGAGCAGCACUCUGUGGUCAUCUCCUCUGCCAAGAUCCUGUGUGAAACAGUGAAGGAUUUUGUUGCCAAAGUGGGAAAAGCCUAUGAAAAAAGCACAGAGAACGCAGAGGAGUGCGACACAAUGUCUCUCAAAUGUGCCAUCCUGAAUGAGAAACUGGACUCCCUCCUCCAGACCCUCAACACAGAGGCUCUACCUCCACUCCCCCACUCCACCCCUCCUAUUGUAGAGGAGGAGCAGGAGGAGGAAGAGGAGGAGGAGGAAGCCAGCGAAGAGAGCCUGACAGAGCUGAAGGAGAAGCUGGAGGAGGAGGAGACGGAGAAAGGAGGAGGAAGUUCACCACACCAGCUGUUCAAAAGCAGGGAGCAGCUGAUGCUCAGGGCCAACAGUCUGAAGAAAGCUGUGCGACAGAUCAUAGAACAGGCUGAGAGAGUGGUUGAUGAGCAGAAUGCUCAUACAGAGGAGACCGAGCUACCAUCUCCACUUGAGUUCAGGAAGGACAGCGAGGAAGAGAACAGGGACAGUGAGAAAGAUGAGGACACCAAGGAACUGGAAGCAGUGCCAUCCGCUAAGAGUCCCUGUUCUCCUACGGAGAGGAGAGUGAGCCGCAGCACCCAGUCCUAUGGCUCCUUCACCAUCACCCCAUUCACCACCAGCAAGGAGAACCUUCCUGUACUCAACACACGCAUCAUCUGCCCUGGCUUGCGGGCAGGUCUGGCUGCCUCCAUCGCUGGUAGCUCCAUCAUUAGCAAGAUGCUGCUGGCCAACAUCGACCCCUUUGGUGCCACACCCUUCAUCGACCCUGACCUGGAUUCACUAGAGGGCUACAUGGAGAAGUGUGUGAUGAACAACUACUUUGGCAUUGGCCUGGACGCCAAGAUCUCCCUGGAGUUCAACAACAAGCGAGAAGAGCAUCCAGAGAAAUGCAGGAGUCGUACCAAGAACAUGAUGUGGUAUGGUGUUUUGGGCACAAAGGAGCUUCUGCAGAGAACCUACAAGAAUCUGGAGCAGAAGGUCCAGCUAGAGUGUGAUGGCCAGUACAUCCCCCUGCCCAGCCUUCAGGGUAUCGCAGUGUUAAACAUUCCUAGCUAUGCAGGCGGGACCAAUUUCUGGGGUGGUACCAAGGAGGAUGAUAUUUUCUGUGCCCCAUCAUUUGAUGAUAAGAUCCUGGAAGUUGUGGCUGUGUUUGGGAGUAUGCAGAUGGCAGUCUCCAGAGUCAUCAAACUGCAACACCACCGCAUUGCACAGUGUCGAACAGUGAAGAUUACCAUCCUGGGUGAUGAGGGCGUUCCCAUUCAGGUGGAUGGUGAGGCCUGGAUCCAACCACCUGGAGUCAUUAAAAUCCAGCACAAGAACAGGGCUCAGAUGCUCACCAGAGACCGGGCAUUUGAGAACACGUUGAAGUCAUGGGAGGACAAGUUGAAGUAUGAUAAGCCUCCUCUGCGGCCUCACCUCUACCCACAGCAGUCUGUGGAUCUGGCUACAGAGGAGGAGGCCGCCCUGGUGCAGAUGUGCGCCCGAGCUGCAGAGGAGCUCAUUACAAGGAUAUGUGAAGCUGCAAAGACCAAUGGGCUUUUAGAACAGGAGCUGGCUCAUGCUGUUAAUGCCGCAUCUCACGCCAUCAACAAAACACACCCAAAGUUUCCAGAGAGUCUGACUAGGAACACAGCUAUAGAGGUGGCCAGCACUGUCAAGGCUCUGUACAAUGAGACCGAGUCUCUACUGUUGGGCAGAGUCUCUUUGCAACUGGACCCACCAGAGGAGGAGCAGCUGUCCAGUGCUCUGCAGAGUGUGGAGUUGGAACUGGCCAAACUGGGAGAGAUCCCCUGGCUCUACCAUAUACUACAGCCUAACGAUGAGGAGGUUGACUGUGCUUAUGUACCAGGAACACUCACUGGGUUACGGCAAGAGGAACAGUCGCAGCAGCAUGUUUCGCAUUGUCCCCAAGUUCAAGAAAGAGAAGGCUGCCAAGAAGACGAGCCCUCAGUCAGUGGAGAGAUGGGGCACAGAAGAGGUGGGCAUCUGGCUGGAACAGCUGAGUCUGGGGGAGUACAGAGACACCUUCACCCGACACGACAUUCGAGGCUCGGAGCUGCUGCACCUGGAGAGGAGGGACCUGAAGGAUCUGGGGAUAUCGAAAGUGGGUCAUAUGAAGAGAAUUCUCCAGGGAACUAAAGACCUGGCCAAGGCCUCCAUGGUUGACCUCUAACCCAGGAGCAGACGCUACCAGAGAGGGGAAACAAAACAUUCCCCUUGCAUCAGUGGAAGAGUUUGGGAGCACCGUAGGCAGUGAAGGAGAGAAUAGUUAUUUGAGGAGAGCUGGAUUUUAUCGUUCCGCUGAGACAGCCUUUGAGAUGUUGUGAACAAGAUACAUUAGUGUGUUUGCUUGUGCUUUGGUGCCAAAAUGACAGUCAAGAAAGCUGAUGGAAGUGCAAAAGGAAGUCAUGGAUCUUCAGAAAAAAAGCCAUUUCUAAGUUAAUAACCAUUCCUAGCACACAAUCAGGUAUGCAACUAACCAUACUGUUGACAGUAACAUGUUGUCUGAGUUAUGAUAACAAACUAGUAGCAAAACCAGGACUUCCAUGAAUAUGGGAUUUAGCUUCAGUUGAGUGCAGUGGUGUGUGAAAACAUGAUGUUUGCUGGAUCUCUGCCUCAUUGUAGAGCUGCAGAUGCAUUAAAGCAGCCUUUGGGUUUCAGUAGAGACAGAAAACAUCACAGUCUAGGUGGAAAUCUGGAAGGUGUGGUUUCUGAAAACAGUGGGAUACUGUCGCAUGCUAUGCUAGCUCAACUUUAGAUAUGUUUAAUUGCAUGAUUAGUGUGUUGAUUUAUUUUGUGUGCAAAAUAACACUUGAACAAGUUUUACAUGACUUAAGUAUUAUGAUGCCAUUUGUUACUACUGAAAGCAUCCUUUUUGGUCUAAAUCAAACUUUUUUUCUAGCUUUAAUUUAUUUUGUUUGCAUGAUAAUGAUGUGUCACUGAUUUGUGUCAAGUGCCAUAUUUUCAGUCAUUUAGUGUAAAAUGUGCUUUAUUGGUAGACAUCAUAAGAAGUUUUAAAAAACAUGUUGAUGAGGUAUGAAUAUGUGGAAUUAAUAUCCGUAAGUUGACACGUUCUCUGUGGAUGUGAAAAUCAGUACCAAAGUGAAUGUCUAAGAAAACAUGAUCAUCUGACAACUUUGUUCAGAACGCAACUCUUUCUUUAAUAGGCCAGUAGGUCUUAGGUCUUAAUUCCAUUUAAGGUGGAAAAAAAAGAUUAGUAUUAGUCAGGAAGAACGUUAAAUUGUUGGUCUGAAGCCAACCACUUAUACUGUAGGGUUGUUGAGUUUUUUUAAGGAAUUCUUAAAAGGCACUUUUUACUUCUUGCUUUAUGCAAGUGCAAAUCCUCAUAUCAUUACAUAGAAUUAACAGUUCACCUCAACUUUAUAACUUUUGGCAAUUUAACACAGUAUUUAACACUAAUGAGAAUAGGAGCUAGAUAUUGAUUUUGAAUAUAUAAAAUAGAGAAGCUGAUCGGCAGCCUGCAUUGCAUUGUUCAAGUGCAGCUUUUUUUUUUUUUCUUCAAACCACAAGUGAGAUGUUGAUAGAACACUACUUUUACUCGAUAGUUUCUUUUAAGACUGGUGGCAUUACAGGGUAUAUUUCUAUAUGUGAUGCUAAGUUAGUAUAUAUAUAUAUAUAUAUAUAUAUAUAUAUAUAUAUAUAUAUAUAGACACACUGUAUAUAUAGUAUACCAGUGUAUGCAAACAAUGUUUGUAGUGUUGUAGUCUAAUGCAUUUGUAGAUUGCUGACAUGGCAUGCAUUGUCAACAGCUUACACAUUUGAUUGUGUAUAUUACACCAUAACAAUUGUGUAUAGUUGAUUUUGUUCUAAUCUCUUGUACAUGAUAAUGCUGUUGUAUUCUAAUGAUGGUGCAAUAUUUUAUCUCUUGUUUUGAUACUGUCUCUGCAGCUUUCUGACAUGAUGUUUCUCAGUGGGAAAAAAAACCUUGAAAGAGUUUUUGUACAUGUUCUCCUCCUCCUCAAGGUUUGAGGAUUAGAUUUUAAAAGUUAGACCCAUAGACAGACUGCUUUUUCUUACGGACUCCAAAUUUCUUCCAGCGGUUCACUAGUUUGUAGUUUUGCUCCUCUGUGCUUCCAAGAUGAUACACUAAAGCGGGACAAUAUUUUCCUCUGAAAUGUCAAUGAAUGAGUAGAAUGGGCAGACAUGACUGUUGUGUUAAUAUGUAAUAAGUAUCGCAAUGUAUUUGCGUGCAUUUGGGUGUGUGUACUACAGCAGUGGCAUAUUUUACCUUAUCAGCAAUUGUAUACUUAUCAUUGCCAACUAAUUUUACCAUGUAAUUUCAACUCUGAUAAUUUAAUUGCCCCUUCACCACGAUUUUGGAGAACAAUUUGUUGCUUGCAUGUUGGUUUAUUUUUCCCUUAUGUUAAGAAGUAGUGUAAAGGCUUUUUAAAACUGAAUUUUGAAUGCUGAAAUUUGACAAGACGCACAAGUUUUCAACCUUUAGCAUUCAUCAAAGUAUCCUAAAUAAUAGUAGAAUGUGAGUGCAGCAGAGGCUGCAUUGUGAGUAGUCAUGUAUUGCCCCUAAUAUCCCAGCAGAGGGCAAUCUAUCAUAUCUCACGUCUCUACAGUCCCUGAUUCACAUCAAUGUCAAAUAACAUGAUUUUACAGUUGCUUACAAUCAGUUGAGUAAAUACCACUAUAUUCAGUGUCUCACACAUUGACAUGCAGAAAUCAGUGAGCCUAUACUAAAUUCCAAUCCAAGAUAAUUUUUUUCAUGUAUCCACUAUUGUUCAUCCUGCAACUCACAGCCAAAGAUAGGUUAUUAAGUAUAAAUCACUAAUUUAUAUAUAACAUAGACUUAGACUAGAUCUCAUUUCCCCAGACAGAACCACGCCUUUUAUUUAUUUAGUAGAUCUAGAUUCAUUGUUAACUAUUUGAUAACAGUUGGCCUUUUCCAAGCCACAAAGUCUGGAUAUAGGUUUUGCCUAAAUUGAAGCCUUUCUGUUAGUAUGUGCUUUAUAGAAGCAGUAUAUUAGAACUGCUGUGCGCUGCCUUGUCGCUGCAGUGCUCAUCAGUUUUGGCCUCUCAUCCAUUUAAUCUCCAUCAUACCAGUCACCAAACUGAACUCACUGAUACUGUUUCAGUUCUUGGGCUGUGUCUGUCUAUGUUUAUGGUAUCCGUGUGUCCAAAGUGUCUGCCGGGUUCUGUAAAUCUCAAGUGUUUUGGCCUCAGACUCCAGGCAAAAUAAUGCUUGACCUUUCCACGCAAAGUGGAAGUCGCCACCUUUCUCCCUUGCUACAUUUUCCAGUGGUCUGUAAAUAAUGCUGCAAACUGCCUGGUUUUCAAAAACCAACGAAACCCAUGCAAGGAUCUCUAAAAGACAGGUUAACACAUAGUCUUUGACAGGGUUCCUAAAGUAAUGGGAGAAAAGUGAAUUUCAUUUGUUUACAUUAUGUUUACAAUGGCACAGUUUUAAUUUUUAAGAAUAUAUAUGUAGGUAUAAACAUUUGCAUAUUUAUUGCUAAGGUUAAAUGAUAUGAUGUGUUUUGUGUUUUCACAUUUGGAAUAUAAUGUUACGGUUGUCACCUGUAUUACUAUCUGGAUGAUUUGGUAAAGUAGUUGAUCAUUUUUAUGACUACUAAGUGACUGUUUUCUGUGCCUUUUUAUGGUUAGAAUGCAUGGUUAACUAUUUAUUACAAUUUGGAGUCACUGAGAUGUGUAUUUUUGUAUUCUGAAUAAAUAAAUGGUUCAGCUUUUGUUGUACAUUUUUAAGGUGCCUUAAAACAGGCUACCUAUUCAUAUCUCUCUUCUUCAAUAAAACCAAAUACAUAUGCA